Molecule: messenger RNA, 1281 nt
Organism: Symbiodinium sp. CCMP2592
Lineage: Eukaryota; Dinophyceae; Suessiales; Symbiodiniaceae
Source: the annotation of a GenBank genome assembly
AUGCUGGCGUGUAGCCACAUACUGCUGUUGCGCGGCUAUGCCUUCGCUGAGCCGUGGAAGCUUCGGCCCCACGUGAUCGUGCUCUUCCACCACGAGGAGCUUGGACAACACUCCGCCACAAACACAGCGGUACUGCUUUUGCUCCUCGGAGCAGAUCUGUUUUGCUGCGGACAUCCGGAGCACGACGAGCGCUUACAGGCACUGCUGAGGGAGGAUGUGGCUGGCACCGCUGUCCUUUUCCCAUCAGCGGAUGCACUGCCGGCGGCUGCUCUGGCUGAGGCACAGCCUCCCCGGAGGAUCGUAAUUCUGGAUGGAGGCUGGGCUCAGUGCAAGAAGAUGAACCAGUGGCUUGACCCAGCCCUCCCGAGGUGUGUCGUGGAAACUGCCACCAGGGAAGAGUUCGGCGCCACCAGGCGCUACCGCGGGGCCCAAAGCGGUCGCGUCCAGACGGCCUCGGCCUUCGCGGCCCUCUGCCGGGAGCUCCGCGAGGACCCGCAGGAGGUCCAAGCGGUGGCGCAGGGGCUUUUCGCUUUCAUGAGCAGUUUCGAGGCCCAAAUGGGCCCAGCCGGACGUCUCACUGUGUUAGAGCAGAGGGAAGCUGGUCGGCAACAUUUGUUGGAAAAUCGGAUCCUGCCCAUGAUGCUGCAGUAUUGCAGGGAUGUAACAUGGCUGUCACAAGAACGGGCUGGAGGUGUCUCUCUCCUGCCUGUGCGAUACGAUGAAGAGAAGGAAGGCUCGCAACUGCCGGAUCCGGUCUCCGCUGGCGUGGCGAUCUUCUCACUAGCGCAGCCGCUGUCGUUUCUGUCCAUGGUCUUCUACUGGACUGUCGAGAAGCCCAUAUGGGCGAUCCAUUCGGAGGAUCUCCCGGACUACCUGGGCUUCUUCGUUCACUGCAUUAGCUGGCUUCUGACGCUCAUCAGCCUUUUCUGCAGCCGCAUCCCGUUCUCCUGCCAACAUGGCGGGUGGGUGCUGAUGUUUGGGCUCGCCUACUUGGUCUUCUCCUUCAUGCACUACUGCUUGAAGAUAGGAUUGCCACACGGGUGCACAGGCUACGUCCAGCCAGAGUGCCCUAUCUACGAGGUCCUGGACUGGCACAAGCCCGAGGAUGUCGCGACAGUCUCCUUCUUGACACUUGGAGUCGCCUUUCCCACGGCCAUCAUUCUGUACUCCUGGAUGGUGCAUCUGCGGGAUUCCUGCGACGGCAAAGCCGACCUCAGGGAGAUGGACGACAUCAUCAGGAGGCAGAUGGAAGCCUUGCAGGCGGCAUUUUUGCAGUACUGA